GUGUCUGACAAAUGGAGAGACGCCUCUCGAAACCUGUACAGACUCCACUCUUGAGAAAAUUGUCAGAAUAAGAGUUGCUGCGUCUGGAAUACAGAGAAGCACACGGCCCAUUUCUCAUAUCUGGGAUUUAAAAAAAAACUUUUUAAGCCAAAUUUAUAUAUAUUUAAAUAUAUAUAUAUAUUGUACAUAUUUACAUAUACACACGAGCACAAGCAUCAGCCAUGCUGGCUUCACCAUCCCCAUUGAAAACAGCCCUGGCAUCAGAGGUGUUCCAGUGGCAGAAUGAAUCUUCCUUGGCUGUCCCAUCGGACAAUCGCCUACGAAGUGGAGCAUCUGGGGACCAACGUGUUAAGGAACAGGUGAUGAUGACCGUGAGGAGGCAGAAGCCAAGGACAUCAUCAUCGACUCUGAGUUAUGGCAACAAAGCAGGCUCAGCGUAUGAGUCUCUGGCAGAUAAUUACAACCUGAAUCGGAACAGCACUGGGAAUCAUUAUGCAAAGUACCAGAGUGGUACUCUGGGUUAUCAGCCUCAAUACAAUGGAACAUUGAAAAAGGAUAAUCGCCGCUUCAGCUCAUACAGUCAAGUUGAUACUUGGGGUCGUCAGCAGUACAUGUCUGUAGGGGCUCCUGUUAGCCCCGGGAGUGAUUUCAACUACAUGCACACCCUCAAAAGUAGCCGGAGUGAGCCAGACCUGACAGGCCCUGAUGGGAGGGCUACGCUGAGGCGCCAGAACCAGUACAAUCAUAUGAACAACUACAAUUACCAACAGCAGCAACAACAGCAGCAACAACAACAACAGCAGCGAUCUGGGAGAAGUGCUGUCCACAACUCUAGCUUCUACAGUCACCAAAGCAACCAGCAGAGGAAGAGAGGAACUCUGCCACCCGCUCGCACGCCCUCCUCUAUUUCAGCUGUGCAACAGCAACAACAGCAUGCGGUCUAUUCACAAGUGCAAAAGAAUGAUCUACAAAAGAUGGAUCCCUAUGGGACUAUGACUAUACCAUCCAGGCUGGACUCUCGAGAUGAUUAUGAUGGAGGGAUUAUGACCAUAGAGAAAGCGGUGGAACAGCUUUCAAGUCCAAAUGACAAAUAUCAGACAUCUGGAGCUAAUUACAUACAGCAUACAUGUUACCAGGACGAGAAUUCAAAAAACCUGGUAUAUCAAUACAAUGGAAUCGCAAAACUUAUCAGUCUACUCCAGAGUCCCAAUCAAAAUGUGCAGCUAGCAGGGGCUGGAGCCUUGAGGAAUCUUGUCUUCAAAAAUACCCCAAAUAAGAUUGAAACAAGUCGCCAGGGAGGUGUGAGGGAGGCUGUCAACCUCUUGAGAAGGACCUCUAACUCUGAGAUUAAGAAACAACUGACAGGUUUGCUCUGGAAUUUGUCCUCAACAGACCAUCUGAAGGAGGAACUUGUUAGGGAAGCUUUGCCUGUACUCAAUGAGUCUGUUGUGAUCCCAAAUUCUGGUUGGUCAGAGAGUUCAAUGUCUGGUCCGAGAUGUUUGAUUGACCCAGAGGUUUUCUUCAAUGCCACUGGAUGCUUACGAAACUUAAGCUCUGCAGAUGUUGGCCGUCAGGCAAUGCGUAACUGCCCAGGACUUGUGGACUCCCUGAUGCAUUACAUUCAGUAUUGCGUGGCCAAUAAUUGCCCUGAUGAUAAGUCAGUGGAAAACUGUGCCUGUAUCCUGCACAAUCUAUCAUACCACCUGGAUUCCGAAGUCCCAAAUAAAUAUUCUCAGUUGAAUGAGCAACUCUCCCGCAACCAGCAAACUGACAAGACUUCUACAGGCUGCUUCAGUAACAAGAGUGACAAAGUUCAGAAUAAUAACUUUGAGCUGCCUCUGCCAGAAGAAGAUGCCAAUCCAAAAGGUGCUAGCCUCCUUUCUCACUCGAAUGCUAUAAAGACGUACCUGGCCCUCCUUGGGCAGAGCAAGAAGGACUCAACACUGGAGGCAUGUGCAGGAGCACUGCAAAAUCUGACUGCCAGCAAGGGACAGAUGUCGAAUGGGAUGAGUCAGAUCAUUGGCCUGAAAGAGAAAGGGCUUCCACAGAUAACCAGCCUUCUCCAGUCUGGAAAUGCUGACGUGGUUAAAACAGGAACAUCUCUGCUAAGCAACAUGUCCCGUCACCCAGCACUUCACAAAACCAUGGGAUCUCAAGUUCUCCCUGAUGUCUCCCGUCUGCUAUCCCAAACCUCUGGGACAUCAGCAAACUCGGAAGACAUUCUGUCUUCAGCAUGCUACACAAUGAGAAAUCUUGUGCUGGCUGAGCCUCAGCUUGCAAAGCAGAAUCUUUCUGCAAAUCUAAUCAGCAACCUGGUUAAUAUGGGCAAGAGUGGAGCGUCCCCUAAAGUGGCAGAGGCGGCACGACUCUUCCUGACAGACAUGUGGGCUCAGAAGGAGCUUCAGGGGCUCCUAAAACAGCAAGGACUUGAUAAAAGCAUUGUGGGAUCCUUAGCAAGCUCUGCACUCCGGAAUACAGUGUCACGAGUCUUGUAAAAUCCUAUUCAAUGGAGACAUUUUUGGGAUCCAUGCCCACCUUCCCUUUCUCUGUUCUGAGAUGCUGGUGCCUGCCCUAAUGGCUCUCCUCUAAAUGCACAAGAUCAUCUUGUCUGGUGGAUGGGCAUGAAGAGCAUUCUAUGGUGGGGAAUCAGGAGGGUUCACCCAGAAAUUGUUAGGUCAUUGCACAUAUAUUACAUUUUAGGAUUAUAUUUUUUUAAAUGUUUUUAAAUGCCACUUUCCGCCUUGAGAGCUGAGUUCACUUCCAGAACUGUCCCAGACCAAACCCUCCAAUUAAUAGCGACAGCAACGCAGGAUGUGUUCUGCUGGUAACUCAACUCCCAAGGUGCCCUAAUGCUAAACAUACUCUAUUUUAAAAUUGCUUAUAAACGAGAAAGAAACUGGGUGUGCUCCAUAUGAAAAUACAGGCUUUUGGAUUUUAUUUUUUUUUGCACAAAUGCUUUUCUGAAUUCUCUAUACUAAAUGCUUGCACGCUUUAUAAAAACAGAAUGCCAUGCUUCAUAUAGUUUUUUAGUAUUCAGUUGAGUUUUCUUCUUUCAUGCACCUUGUUAUUGCUUGAUAUACUAGACUUCCCUCGAGUAUAAUAAUAAAAGACAGUGCCCACUUCCUAUAGUGUAUUGCAUAUUUAGAAGGGGUCAUUCCAAGAGCUAAAAGUCUAUAUUUCGCAUUUCUGUCAUUUACUAUUCCUGUAAGGGCAAUUUAAAGAUUAAUUAUUUGUAAAUAGUUCCAUUGUUUGUAUGUUUUAAUCAAUUGAAAGAGGAAGGUCAUUCUAAGCUUUAUGUUGGAUCCUAGUAGUAGGAGUCUUUUUUUUUUUAAGCUCUUUUAAGCAAAAAUAUGUCUGUUCUUUUAAAAAGCACUUAUGUUCGGACUUUCCCACUUUUCAUGCAAUUGCAUAAUAAUUACUUGUUUUAUGCAAUAGUUGUAAUUUAUGGCUAUUUUAAGCAGCAGAUGAGAUAUUUAAGUGCAUGGUAUGUUACUUAAAUAUGUGUGCCUUCAAAAUACCCACAGAAUGGUUAUAUUUUUGCUCAUUAAAAGACGCUUUUCAUAAACUAAAUACAUUAAUGCACCCUCUUUUUUAAAGAAAUACAUAAAAUAUACAUCUCACUUAAAUGAAAUACGGCUAACAAAAACAAUUUUAAUACACCCUACGUUUAAACUAAAAAUACCAUCAUUGCGUUACUAAAUACUAAUAAUAGACCUUUGAGGCUCGCACCCUUAGCAAUAUUUUUAUAUAACGCUAGCUUCAUUACAUAUACCUGGAGAUGCAGCAAGUUACCGCUUCCUAUAGUUUAGAUAUUCUAGUGUUACAGUAAUAGUGCAAAUCUUUAAACUCUGAGAUGCUUACAACUUGGUUACAUUAACUCAUAAAACCAAAAUAAAAAUAAA
This is a messenger RNA of Spea bombifrons (plains spadefoot toad), 3902 nucleotides long. RefSeq names its product plakophilin 1 (gene PKP1). The coding region runs from base 222 to 2495 and encodes 757 amino acids. Gene Ontology annotation, cellular component: plasma membrane; adherens junction; nucleus. The record is from RefSeq and is a predicted model, not a curated record. Gene Ontology annotation, molecular function: cadherin binding. The transcript has 14 exons. Gene Ontology annotation, biological process: intermediate filament bundle assembly; cell-cell adhesion; cell-cell junction assembly. NCBI's taxonomy places the organism in Eukaryota, Metazoa, Chordata, Amphibia, Anura, Pelobatidae.